Messenger RNA from Camelina sativa (false flax), 1048 nucleotides. NCBI's taxonomy places the organism in Eukaryota, Viridiplantae, Streptophyta, Magnoliopsida, Brassicales, Brassicaceae. The record is from RefSeq and is a predicted model, not a curated record.
UCGGCCAGAGACUUCCGUAUACACACCUUUUACCUCGAGAACAACCUUUCCUUAAUUCUGUAACGUCCCAUCUUACGUUAAUAAAGUCCGAUACAUGCAAAUCUAUAUAGUAAUUCUAUAUAUGUGAAUCCUCUGCACAAGACGACGGACAAUAUCAUGUACUGUUCUUAACUCAAUCAUAAGACUCGGAGCCUUCUAGCUCAAACUUGACCUACUUACAUCUAUAUAUAUAUAUAUAUAUAUAUAUAGUUAUAAAACCCUGAGUAAAUUGAAAAAAAGAUAAUAGAAGCUGUGGGAAGCGAAGACAAAAUGAAGCUGCUAAACUGGAUGCGAACUAGAAGGCAAAAUGGCUUAGACCCAUCAAAAGAUUUCAAAGGUGGUUUCGGUUGUCUAAGAGCUCAGAUUUCCUCUGACGUCCAAGACAUCCGCACAAACUCCUUCUCCUUCUCCGGACCCUCUCAUGACAAGAAUCUACCCAAAUUUGAAGAGAAACUUCGGUUUGAUGAAGACGGUUUCUGCGGUUUUCUGGCCAUCGGAACGCUUGGCACAGACCCUGAGACACCUAAGUUCUCAGCUACGUUUGCAGAAGAAGAUGUAAGCGGAGAGAAAAAGGAGAUGGCCAAGCUCAUUACUGAGAAACUAGACAAGUAUCUUAAGGAAUGUCCUGAGGAUAUUAGCAGUAAGCCGGUAGAAAGAUCGAAUGCAAAAGAAGAUAAGGCGAGAAAUGAUGAUGAGGAUUCUAAGCCCAAGAAGAAAGAUCUUAUUAGAAAGAGUGCUCAAACCAACCGACGUAAAGUCCACCCUGUUCUCUAUACACCUAUAAGAGACCAUAACGAGAUAGAUGACAGAAGAAAAGUGGAUCUCAAGGUCCAUAGUCUUACUGGAGGGUUUCUCGGUGCAAGUUCAACCUCGGAUGCGAACAGGAAAAGAGAAAAAUGGAUCAAGACCGACGCGGAGUAUCUUGUUUUGGAGCUGUGAAGAUAAAUACUCACUUCAACAAACCUCAAUUGAGGUUCCAAGCAAAGCUCUACCCUAUCACAUCCAUAUA